AUGGAGGUUGAAAAUGCCAGGCCUUUGGGGCAUCACUCGGAGGAACAAAUCUCGACCAAAAGCCCCAGGUCUCCACACCACGACCGAAAGGAAAACGGCGCAUCGAGCAGGCAAUCUGCUCCUCGCAGUAAUGGGACAGCAGUGGCAGCGAGGACGGAAGAGGACAAACAGGCAGCCGCAAAGGCUGAAUACGAAAAGCUGUUGAAUAUGCGAUCCGGAGGCACCUAUAUACCUCCUGCGCGACUACGAGCACUCCAAUCACAAAUCACCGACAAGACCAGCAAAGAAUAUCAGCGUAUGGCAUGGGAAGCGCUGAAGAAGUCUAUAAAUGGUCUUAUCAACAAGGUUAACGUUUCGAACAUCAAGCAUAUUGUCCCGGAAUUGUUUGGGGAGAAUCUAGUCAGAGGUCGAGGGUUAUUUUGCAGAAGCAUUAUGAAGGCACAGGCGGCCAGUUUACCCUUUACUCCGAUAUAUGCAGCUAUGGCAGCUAUCGUCAAUACUAAACUGCCUAAGGUUGGAGAGCUCCUUCUCAAGCGCCUCAUCACGCAGUUCAAGAAAGGCUUCAAACGAAACGACAAGGCUGUCUGUCUCUCCGCAACGACUUUUAUUGCGCAUUUGUGCAAUCAGCAAGUAGCGAAUGAAGUUGUUGCGGCACAAAUCUUGCUGCUGCUUCUCAACAAGCCGACCGAUGAUAGCGUUGAGAUUGCUGUUGGUUUGACAAGGGAGGUUGGGCAACAUCUCGAGGAAAUGAGUGGCCCAAUUGCUCUUGCAGUCUUCGAUCAAUUUCGGAACAUCUUACACGAGGCGGAUAUUGACAAGAGGGUGCAAUAUAUGAUUGAAGUCCUUUUCCAGGUUCGCAAAGACAAAUACAAAGACAAUCCUGCUAUCAGAGAAGAGCUGGAUCUCGUGGAGGAAGAGGAUCAGAUCACACAUAAUAUUGCUUUGGACGACGAGAUUGAUGUGGAAGACGGUCUGAAUGUCUUCAAGUACGACCCAGAGUGGGAAGAGAACGAGGAGAAAUAUAGGCGCGUGAAAGCGGAGAUCCUAGGGGAAGGAAGUGGGGACGAGGAAGAUGACGAGGAUGACACUGAUGACAGCGAGGAAGAUGAAGAGGAAAAAGAAGAGGCAGCGCUGGAGAUCAAGGAUCAGACCAACACUGAUCUCGUCAACCUUCGGCGAACGAUAUAUCUGACAAUUAUGUCCAGCAUAGACCCCGAGGAAUGUGUCCACAAGCUGAUGAAAAUCACGCUUCCACCCGGUCAGGAACCCGAACUUCCAUCGAUGAUCAUUGAGUGCUGUUCUCAGGAAAGAACGUAUUCCAAGUUUUAUGGCCUGAUUGGCGAACGUUUUGCCCGAAUCAAUCGCCUUUGGACCGAUCAGUUUGAACAAGCUUUCACCAAAUAUUACGACACCAUCCAUAGGUAUGAGACCAACCGACUCAGAAACAUUGCUCGGUUUUUCGGUCAUCUCCUCAGUUCUGACGCAAUUGGAUGGCACGUACUGUCCGUUGUGCAUCUUAAUGAGGAAGAGACGACUUCCAGCAGCCGUAUAUUCAUAAAGAUUCUAUUUGAGGAUCUGGCUGAAGGGAUGGGUAUGCAAAAACUACAGAAUCGCCUGAAAGAUGACAUUCUACGGCCAUACUUUGAAGGGAUUUUCCCGCACGACAAUCCUCGGAAUAUCAGAUUUUCCAUCAACUACUUCACAAGUAUUAAAAUGGGCGCUCUAACAGAGGAAAUGCGCGAAUACCUCCAAAAUAUGCCUAAACCCAGUCUGCCUGCACCGCCUGCAGCAGAUGAUGAUUCAGGCUCAGAGUCAGGCAGUUCCGUCUCAAGUUAUUCGUCAUACACGGGAUCGUCAUACUCGAGGUCUCGCUCCCCAUCCCGAACUCGCGCUCUUGAUGGGAGACGGUCACCUUCACUUACACCACCACGUCCUAGCAGAGGGAGAGAUAGACGGAGAGGACGCAGUGUGGUGAUGGAUGCUCGAGCGCGGGAUGAGUCCCAAUCACGGCAAUCAAGCAUCAAACGUCCUUGGGAUGAAGAUGGGACCACGUCAGCCGAACCAGGAAAUUCUCGACCUUCAGCACUACUCCCGCCAGUUGAUCCUGUAUCAUAUCAGAAAUCUUUAAUACCUCGUGGGUUCGAGUCUGGGGCACUUUCACAAAGUUCGUAUCGACGACCAGACUCUAGAGAAUCAGAGGUGAAAAGGGCAAAAGUUGAGGGGCAUGACUACAAUGCCUCUUCCCGACGGAAUAUAGACGUUGAUGGCAAAACCGCGCCCUCUUCGACACACAGCAAGUCACCUAGCCAAAAAUCAGAUUCUAUAUACGAGAAGCAUCCGGGCACUCUUAAAUCGCCUACUUUCCCGCUAAAUGGCGGGACAGACGCUGGCGGACCUACAGCUUCUCGAGACGGGUUCAAUCUAUGCCAGAGAUGCAGGAGGCUGAUAACUCAGGAUCGAGAAUUGACGAUCUCGAGCCUUUCAGAGUCUUGUGAGAGUUGCAAGAAUAAUCCAGAACUAGCAUGGGUGACACAAGCAGCUGCGGCCGGAUUAACUAAGAUCGCGGGAACUCUUCGUUCAGGUAUACCAUCUGAUCAGCGAGGCCUCAAUCGUGAACCUGAGCGAUGUUGUCUUGGCCCUACACCUUGCCCUCCAAUAUCACGAUUUGGUCUGAAACAAACAUUGGACUGGAUUCUCGGAAGUAUUGAUAAAGUCAAUCAGAUGGCGGAUGACUUCGUAAAACGUGUUCCUGCCGAGGCUCUACAAAGUCUUGACAAGGAUUAUCCCAUAUACGACAAACUUCAAACUUAUCCCACUAACAUCAUGGAACGCCGUCUCAAUGGAAGCCUUGAUGAUACAACAAAGGCGAAGGUGGAAGUUGAUGGCCCUACGUCUGACGCCAAGCUCCAUACAAGACGAGGAUCUUUGACCACUAACUCCUCGGCUGGUGAGGAGUUACAAUCAAUAAGCUCACAACCCGACCAUUAUCAAGCUCGAUACUCAUCGGACAGCCAAGCCCCAAGAGCGUCUAGUAUGAAUCCUCCUUCACUGAAUCGCCAUGGCUCACAAGUUGUCAACUUACCUCCACCAUCGAGUCUGAACCAGUCUACUAUCAAUAGCUACCUACCUCCCAUUGCCUCCCCUCGUUCAUCCGAUUCGGCUCUUCGAGAGCAUUCCGCCGCUCUCCAGCACGAACUAUCAAUUCAGAAGAUUGCAAUUUCAUCGCUACAGGGCGAACACGAUAAGCUCCUGUUAGCUUUCUCACGGUCCCAGGCUCGAGUCAGUGCACUCGAGAGAAAACUUGCUGCAUCAGACAGUGAAAUCAUAACUCUCACAGAAGAAAAGCUGAGACUCCAAACUCAGGCCAUUGAUUUGGAGCGAGAUAUAAGUGAUCUGUCGCGGAGCAGAGAUGAGUUUAGACAAGCUGCUGUAAAGGAGGGGUCACAGUAUGUCGAGAUUGUCAGAAAGGCGAGUCGGUUGGAGGAACUACGAGGAGAGGAAAGAAGAUCUUGGAAUCGGAUAAAGGAGGAUUUGGAGAGAAAGAUCGAGGCGUUGCGUUCUGGAGCAAGCAGAAACGACGAAGCCGACGGUAAAGGAGACGCAACGUCUGCGGAAGAAAUCACAAAUGUCACACGAGUUACGGAAAAUCGAUGUACUGACACGCCCGCGUCUUCGGUCGAUUUACCAGGAGAUGUAAAGACGGAACCUGGAGACGAGCCUCAAUCUGUCGGCCCGACAUCACAGCCUUCAGACACGCGACAAGGAUUCAUCGAAGAUCUUAAAGCCGAGAUCAGUCGCCUCCGUGAGCGGUCCACACAAGUCGAAAACACACUGCGGGCGAUUCGGGACGAUAAUCGAGCUAUGGAAGGCAUUUUCAAGACUAUAGAGGAUCGAGCAAAGACGACACUUGAGGAUUGA
This is a messenger RNA of Amorphotheca resinae ATCC 22711, 3918 nucleotides long. RefSeq lists its product as hypothetical. Gene Ontology annotation, cellular component: catalytic step 2 spliceosome. Gene Ontology annotation, molecular function: RNA binding; protein binding. The transcript is spliced from 4 exons. NCBI's taxonomy places the organism in Eukaryota, Fungi, Ascomycota, Leotiomycetes, Helotiales, Amorphothecaceae. The record is from RefSeq and is a predicted model, not a curated record. The coding region runs from base 1 to 3918 and encodes 1305 amino acids. Gene Ontology annotation, biological process: mRNA splicing, via spliceosome.